GGGCGCCCUUGGCUGCGGUUGUUGGGGGAGGGGAGGGCGGCCUGGCGGGGAAGAUGUCCGCCACUCUCCUCUCGCCCAUCGUUGAUUAUUACAACGAUGAGGAGGAGCUGGACAGCGUGGACGACGAGGACGACCGCAGCAUCCGGGGCCGCGAUUCGGAUGAAGACACAGAGGAUGCAAGUGAGACAGAUAUUGCUAAUAAGCAAGAUGAUGAAGACUACCUAGAAGUGAAAGAACAAAUGUACCAGGAGAAAUUAACAUCUCUAAAGAGGCAGCUACAGCAGUUACAGGAAGGUACAUUGCAAGAAUAUCAGAAAAGGAUGAAGAAACUGGAUCAGCAGUACAAAGAAAGAAUAAGAAAUGCAGAGCUAUUUCUGCAACUGGAGACAGAGCAAGUGGAAAGGAAUUAUAUUAAGGAGAAAAAGGCAGCAGUGAAGGAAUUUGAAGAUAAAAAGAUUGAGUUGAAAGAAAAUCUGAUUGCUGAACUCGAAGAGAAGAAAAAGAUGAUUGAGAAUGAAAGGCUAACAAUGGAACUCACUGGAGAUUCUAUGGAGGUUAAGCCGAUUAUGACCAGGAAGUUGAGGAGGAGACCCAAUGAUCCUGUCCCAAUUCCUGACAAAAGACGAAAACCUGCGCCUGCGCAGUUAAAUUAUUUGUUAACAGAUGAGCAGAUUAUGGAGGAUCUACGAACUCUUAAUAAGCUCAAAUCUCCAAAAAGACCAGCAUCUCCAUCUUCUCCUGAGCACCUUCCUAGCACUCCUGCAGAAUCACCAGCACAGAGAUACGAAGCACGGAUCGAAGAUGGCAAGUUGUAUUAUGAUAAGAGAUGGUAUCACAAAAGUCAGGCUAUCUAUCUGGAAUCCAAGGAUAACACGAAGAUUAGUUGUGUAAUUAGCUCAGUUGGAACGAAUGAGAUAUGGGUGAGGAAGACGAGUGACAGCACAAAGAUGCGUAUAUAUUUGGGACAGUUACAUAGAGGAGUAUUCAUUAUACGUAGGCGAUCUGCUGCCUAGCAUCAAACCAUAUUCUUGACAGAUCUUCUAUUAUCUCUCUGCUCAGAGAGUAACUCCUUCCUGUUUUUUUUAUAUGGAAAUCUGUAUUAAUACAAGCAAACUUAGUGACAGACUGAAGAACACAUGAUUUGAAGACACUCUUUUUCUAAUGCUGGUUUUGAUUGUGUAUAUUUUUAAGAAUAAAAUUCGCCUUUUCAAGGAUUUUUCUUUCCUUUCAUCUUCGUCUAAGAUGAAGUUGAGCAUUCUUUAGGGCUGAGAACUGCCAGUUAGUGGAUCAUUUCACUUAUUCCAGAUGACAAGAUGAAAACCAAUUUUGCUUCAUUUGCUGGACAGUCUGGGACCUCCGACCCGGAACAAUUCAGUCACUUUUUUUUUUGAAGACAAGUUUAUUUUGUACAUGCUGUUUAUUUUGUAAUAGAAUGCUUUACCAUGGUCACUAUUGGGCACUUGCCAAAAACACGCUUUUUUUUGUUUUUAAAUGUGUAUUAAAUAACCUUGGUUUUUUUUAAAAUAAAUCAACUUGAGUUUGUUUUGUGGUCUUCCCUGUAAGCGUUAAUAAAUCUCUUAUGGCGGUGGCAACUUUGAUUGUGUUUGGUACUGGAAGCUCUACUGUUAUUCCUUUUGAAGUGUUUUACAACCUCUAAGCUUGGAACAGAAUCAAGUCAAAUAAUUCUACUUUAAUUUAUAUUACUAACUUCAUUUGCCAGUGUACAGCUCUACUUUGAAGUUGUCAUCUGAAAAUGCUCAUGGGUGAUUCAGAAAGGCUUAAGCCUCCUCCCUUUUGGUUUGGCUCUCGGGAAACAUUCAAAUAUUUGAAAUACUUGUUCCUACUAAAACAAUUUUCAAUGAUUUGAUUAAAUCAGAAAUAUACUCCGUUUGUAAUUUGAUCAUGUGACAAAUUGUAUUUAAUGCAUUACCACUACGGUGCGCUUAGAACUGUCACAAAGGAUCUGAGAGAGGUUCUGUUAUCUGCAUGCCACACUGUAGCACACUCUCACAGUCUCUCUUGCGCACUGUCUCGCUGUUCAAUUUUUUUCCAAAAUGGAUUCGACAUUUGGUGCAAGGGGAUCUUAUUUUGAGAAGAAAAUCAUAGCAAAUUUAGUUUUUAUUUUGGUUCAUUGAUGAAUUUACUGUCUUACUUAAAUGGUACUGCUGCUAAAUCCUGUUUAUUAAUGGCACGAUCGUGUCAAGUUUGAAAAUAUUUGAAUUCUUCAGGCAACAAGGUGUUGAAAUUCAGUUGAUGACAUGCAACAAAACUUGUUCCAGUUUGCUGUGUCAGUAUCCUAAAAUGCCACAAUGGAUCAGUGAUUUAAUUAAGGAAACGUGUUUUUUGUUUUGUCAAUGUGGUAAUGUCAUCUUUCUAAAUGUCCAUUUUGACUUUUUUGUUUUUAAAGUGUUGGAGAAUAGUGUUACUGUACACAUGACCCAUGGUGACAUUUGAGUCACGGAUGUAAUUCCUUACGCAUGAUAAUUGAAUACAUCAUGACGCAUUAAUAUAAUGAAUAAUACAGUCAAGACUGCAAUUGCGUUUUAUUCACCUUUAUCAAUUGAAAUAAAAUUUUUGCACUGCU
Molecule: messenger RNA, 2584 nt
Organism: Stegostoma tigrinum
Lineage: Eukaryota; Metazoa; Chordata; Chondrichthyes; Orectolobiformes; Stegostomatidae
Gene: suds3
Product: SDS3 homolog, SIN3A corepressor complex component
Exons: 12
Coding region: 54-1013 (319 amino acids)
Biological process (GO): negative regulation of transcription by RNA polymerase II
Cellular component (GO): Sin3-type complex
Molecular function (GO): histone deacetylase binding
Source: RefSeq, a predicted model, not a curated record